Molecule: messenger RNA, 1372 nt
Organism: Sorghum bicolor (sorghum)
Lineage: Eukaryota; Viridiplantae; Streptophyta; Magnoliopsida; Poales; Poaceae
Product: NDR1/HIN1-like protein 6
Exons: 1
Coding region: 353-1096 (247 amino acids)
Cellular component (GO): plasma membrane
Source: RefSeq, a predicted model, not a curated record
CACGAGCAUCACAGGAGUGAGAACACAAAGGCAGGCAUGUGAUUUCUUCUUCCACGAAACACACAGGGGAGAGAGAGGGGAAAACGCGGAAGUCAAUACUCAUGCCGCCAUGGUCCAUGGCGAGCCGAGUCAAGGGCAGCCGUCUAGAAGAGCCAAGCCAGACCAACAAGACAUGGCGACGACAUAUAUACACGACUGAGCACCGAGACGACAAUAGCUUUAAGCCUUUAACUAUCCAGUCCUGCAGCCGCGGCGUUCGUGCAUUUCGUACAGGCAACGCCGCCACACCGGCCGGUCACCGGAGAGAAGUACAGGGCCGUGCAGCAGGUUUGAGCGCAGCACACGACCAAGCAUGACAGACUACCACAGGAUCCACCCUGUGAGCGUGGGCUCGCCGCCGCCGUCCGCGCCGCCGGAGCAUGCCAAGAAACCCAGCCACGACCAGCUACUACCGGUGACCGCCCCGCCGCCGUACGCACCAGCGCCGCUGCCCCCGCCGCGGCGCCAGCGGAGGCACAGCCGGUGCUGCCGGUGCGUGUGCUACACCUUCCUGGCCCUCGUCCUGCUCGUCGUCGCGCUCGGCGUUACCGCGGGGAUUCUGUACCUCGUUUUCCGGCCCAAGAUCCCGACCUUCAAUGUGGACCGGCUCACCGUCACCCGGUUUGACGUGAACACCACCACGGCCACGGUCACCGACGCGUUCGACGUCGACGUGACCGCCACCAACCCGAACCGCCGCAUCGGGAUCUACUACGACGGCGGCGACGUCACGGCGUCCUUCAACGGCACCGUGCUGUGCCGCGGCGCCUUCCCGGCGCUGUACCAGGGCCACCGGACCACCGUGCACCCGAACAUCUCGCUCGCCGGGGAGACGCGGCUCGAUAGCGACGUCGCGGCGCAGCUGCUGCAGCAGCGGCAGGCCGGGUUCGUGCCGCUCACCGUGCGCGCCCGCGUGCCGAUACGCAUCAAGUUCGGCGCCAUCAGGCUGUGGAAGAUGACGGGCAAGGCCAACUGCAACCUGGUGGUCGACAAUAUCCAGGCAGGCACGCAGCUGAACAUCCGAUCCAAUACUUGCAGUUUUAAGCUUAAGAUCUAGAUAGAUAAAUACCUUAAUUUUAUGAAUUUGGCCAUAUUUUGUUCAAAUUGUUUGUCAUGUUUCUACAGUGCAUUAGUUAGUUAUAUCAAUAAGAUUACAUCUCCUUGUAUAUGACGAUGAAUCCACCGGUUGAGCUCUGCUUCAACAUGGGUGGUAGAGGUGUACAAUUUCGCUCCAUUCUUCUCGGCAUGUGUAUUCAUAGCUUGAGUGUAAUAUUAUUCGGUAUGCAUUUACAUAUUUUAAAAAACUUGGUAUGAAAUUAUUUAUACGUGUCAA